AUGCGCAUUCUUCCAUAUCUUGCAUUGAUUGGCUUGGCCUUUGCAGAGGACGGCCUCAGCGGAUGGCUACGAUAUGCUCCUUUGCCUUCCUCGGUGUCAUGGCCGUAUAUUCCACACAACAUCGUCGUUUUGAACACCACAAAGACUAGUCCAGUCUACACAGCAGGCCAGGAAUUACAACGGGGUAUUCAGAGUAUCCUCGGUCAAGACUGUUAUGUAUCAUCUGACAGCACGCACGAGUCCAUCAUUGUUGGCACUCUCGAUGCAUACGUUAAUGCUUAUGGCAAUCUUUCUCAGACUGUUGAUCUCAAGGAAGACGGCUUCUGGCUUAGCACGGAAGGCAACACUGUCCAGAUCCUGGGUCAGAACGAGCGAGGCACAUUGUACGGAGCUUUCGAAUACCUAUCAAUGCUGGCACAAGGAAACUUUUCAUCUGUCGCAUAUGCAUCCAACCCCGACGCUCCGAUUCGCUGGGUCAACCAGUGGGAUAAUCUGGAUGGCAGCAUCGAACGCGGAUUUGGUGGCGCUUCUAUCUUCUUCGCUAAUGGAUCUAUCGUUGACGACUUGACUCGCGUCGCAGAAUAUGCUCGUCUAUUGGCUUCUGUAGGCAUCAACGCCAUCGUUGUCAAUAAUGUGAACGCAAAUUCAACAAUUUUGACUCCCGACAAUAUCAACGGCCUUGGUCGUAUCGCCGACACAAUGCGACCUUAUGGUGUACAGAUUGGUCUAUCUCUAUACUUCGCUUCCCCAACACAAGGCGUCAAGGGCCAAGCGAACCUCACGACCUUCGACCCUCUCGAUUCAGAAGUUGUCACCUGGUGGACGAACGUGACUUCCCAGAUCUACGACGCGAUUCCAGACAUGGCUGGUUAUCUGGUCAAAGCGAAUUCAGAAGGCCAACCGGGACCUAUCACCUACAAUCGCACCCUCGCAGAAGGAGCGAACCUCUUCGCAAAAGCUGUGCAGCCGUAUGGUGGUAUCGUGAUGUUUCGCGCUUUUGUGUAUAACCAACUCAACGAAAGUGACUGGAAGGCUGAUCGUGCGAACGCCGCCGUUGAUUUCUUCAAACCUCUGGAUGGAGAGUUUGAUGAUAAUGUUGUCGUGCAGAUCAAGUAUGGACCUAUUGAUUUCCAAGUCAGAGAGCCCGCGAGCCCGUUGUUUGCGAAUUUGAGGAAGACUAGUAUGGCGGUCGAGUUGCAAGUCUCGCAGGAAUACCUAGGUCAGCAGACUCAUCUGGUCUACCUGCCGCCGCUUUGGGAGACUGUGCUGGGUUUCGAUAUGAGGGUUGACAAUGAGACCUCACUGGUCAGGAAUAUACUUGCAGGCAGGACUUUCGAGCGUUCACUUGGUGGUUAUGCCGCUGUCGUCAAUGUCGGAACCAAUCAGACGUGGCUGGGAAGUCAUUUGUCCAUGGCAAACUUCUACGCAUAUGGAAAGCUUGCUUGGGAUCCUACUCAAGACACGACGAAGAUUCACGAGGAUUGGACACGUUUGACCUUCGGCCUGGACCAGAAUGUCAUCGACACUAUUACUCAGAUGGCUGUCGAAUCUUGGCCGGCGUAUGAGAACUACAGCGGCAAUCUCGGCAUUCAGACAUUGACCGAUAUCCUCUACACUCACUUCGGACCCAACCCGCAAUCCCAAGAUAACAACGGCUGGGGACAAUGGACACGCGCAGAUCACGACACUAUCGGAAUGGACCGCACUGUCUCCAAUGGCACAGGCUUCUCAGGCACCUACCCACCCCAAAUCGCAGCCAUGUACGAAAACAUCUCAACCACACCUGACGACUUACUCCUCUGGUUCCACCACGUUCCCUACACGCAACGCCUCAAAUCAGGGAAAACAGUAAUCCAGCAUUUCUACGAUGCCCACUACGCCGGUGCAGAAACCGCUCAGACAUUUGCUGCACGCUGGCAGAGCUUGCGAGGCAAAAUUGACGAUCAGAGGUUUGACGAACAACUAUACCGUCUCAAAUACCAAGCCGGUCAUUCCAUCAUCUGGCGCGAUGCCAUUGUAGAUUUCUACCACAACAUCUCCGGAAUCGCCGAUGACCACAAUCGCGUCGGCAAUCACCCUUGGCGCAUAGAAGCUGAAGACAUGGACCUGAAUGGCUACAAAAUCUACACCGUCAAUCCAUUCGAAACGGCAUCCAAACAUCACGCUGUAAUAACCUCUUCAAACUCCACUGUUGGCUCUAUAUCCACCACCUUAUCUUUUCCUCCCGGAAAAUACAACAUCGGUGUCAAUUUUUAUGAUUUAUACGGUGGAAAGUCGAGGUUUGAGAUUCGGGUUGGUAAUGUGACGGUCGGGAUGUGGAAAGGGGAUAGUGAGGAUUAUCUUGGUCAUACGCCUUCUAUUUAUUUGGACGGGCAUUCGGCGAGGAGGAUUACAUUUGGAAAUGUUGAUGUUAGGGAGGGGGAUUUGUUGGAGAUUGUGGGUAUGCCGGAUGGGAUUGAACCUGCGCCGGUGGAUUAUGUGGUUUUCUUGCCGGAGGGGGUGCUUGAUUGA
This is a messenger RNA of Aureobasidium pullulans EXF-150, 2511 nucleotides long. RefSeq names its product alpha glucuronidase. Gene Ontology annotation, cellular component: extracellular region. The record is from RefSeq and is a predicted model, not a curated record. The transcript has a single exon. The coding region runs from base 1 to 2511 and encodes 836 amino acids. Gene Ontology annotation, molecular function: alpha-glucuronidase activity. NCBI's taxonomy places the organism in Eukaryota, Fungi, Ascomycota, Dothideomycetes, Dothideales, Saccotheciaceae. Gene Ontology annotation, biological process: xylan catabolic process.